AUGGCAAGUGUUAGAGCCAAGGAAGUUAAAUCCGAGGGUGAUCGACUAGCGGAAGAGCUUGAGAGCCUUACGCUGGAGGACGAUGAGGGCAUUCAACAAACGAAGGAUGGCGUGUCGAUGAAAAACAUGCAUUUCACAAACGGAGACUGGUUUCCGAAAGAAAAGCCGAAGCCCGCGAAAAUUCCUGAGGGAGCAGCAGAUGUGGCUUCGGGAGCCGAUGGCGAAGUCCAAGGGAAGGGCGCUCCGGACGGAUGCGGAGUCGAUUUCGGAAGCGACACCGAAGAAAGCCAGAAAGAGGACGAAGAGGAUGCCGAUGAGGAUGAUCUCCUCAAGUACAAGGACGAGGAGACCGGGGAAGUACCUCAGUCUUUCUUCGACGUUCUUUGCAGGGAAUGCAGCAAGAUCCCGUACACUCCCGAGGAAAACCAGGAGCGACGAAAUAAAGGUCAUAAGGAACGCAACCAGAUGCUGCUCGACGGCAUAAAAACGAAUCACCGCGAGUGGUUCUAUCAAAUCGAGGAGAAAUUAGCCCUCGAGAUGAUGAAUCAGAAGAGGAAGGCUCUCAAGAAGGCACGGAAAGAGGAACAGACACUCAACGCUGCCUAG
This is a messenger RNA of Galendromus occidentalis (western predatory mite), 606 nucleotides long. Its product is annotated as stress response protein nst1-like. The transcript has 3 exons. The coding region runs from base 1 to 606 and encodes 201 amino acids. Lineage: Eukaryota; Metazoa; Arthropoda; Arachnida; Mesostigmata; Phytoseiidae. The record is from RefSeq and is a predicted model, not a curated record.